AUGAGUUGGAAUGUAGAAAAAUCCAUUGAGUUGCACAACCAGAUUGUUGCCCAUGCGCUCUCACAUCUUCCGCCUGGACACCAACCCAACGUCGAGCGUGAUUGGUUCGCCACACACCGGCUGGAUCCAGCUUCCACGAAAUCUGAAUUCGAUCUUGACGAUGAUCUCGUAGAAUUCCUAUCUGACGUCAAAAUCGUCGCACCCGAAUAUAACGGUCAUCUUUUAGAUUUCUGUCCAGUUCUCGUCGGCGUUGUAAACCCUCGCGGUGAUCACGGGCUGCGACCCCAGUCGUGGGAAGGAUCUCGCGAUCACGCUGGCCUCAUCUCGCUAUACCACAAUGAAGGUCCCUAUCCAGGCGGCUUGGUCUACAGCCUGGAUACGCGACAGGUUACCUACUUGAAGGAUGCGUCUACCUCACCCUUUGAGCCAGAGCUUCCGUGGGCCAAUUUGAACGACGUCCUACAACUCUAUUGGAACUGCAUCGAGUCCGGGAAGUUCGUUAUAGACGCCGGGAAUUUCUUUGGAUACAGCAAUCCAGGGUGGAGGAUCGAGCAUUGUACGGAGAAAGAGAUGGAUCAGAUGUUGGAUGUGUGGGGUAGCUUGGUCGAUUUAAUUGCGAAGAAAAUGCCUGCAUCCGGCACGCAUGGAAGACGAAACAACGCUCAAGACAAAAUGGAGGACGAAGGACCCCGACGCAAGAAGAGAAGGACGCAAGAAGUAGGCUUGGUUUCUACCGAGGUCUUGAACAUGUACCCAGCGAUCCCGCCGUUCGUGCGCGCCUUCCUUUCGAGAGCUAAGAAACCUCCGUUCAAAUCCAUCGCGCCACAGCUCGAUGUUCCUGAUGAGGCUUUCGUUCAUCGUAUAGGAGCACAGAUGCAAAAGAAGGACCCACAAGCUACUCUCAUAGAGUCUCAGACCGAGGUUAUAGGAGAACGUUUAUUUCUGCUUUUCCCGUGGCGCACACAAGGCAUGCCGCUCAUUUCCGAAUGCGACCAGCUGCGUUGGGAGCCUACCAACCGAUCUGGAAUUUUGGACAAUCGGGGAGGACUAUACAUUCAUCACAACAAGUUCUACUCACAUUGCAGCACAUUACUACUUCCAUUUCCUGUGGGGGGUAACGGUCAUGUUCUCCGAGGUGACGACACCAAAGUGGAGGAGCCGGGCCAGGACGUGCUGUAUGAUCUUGGCCUGCGCGAACCUUUCCUACCUGACAUCGGAACGCCGCUGAUUCCUAUACUGCUCAACUGGUGGGAGCAAGUCGAAAAUGACUCCUGGGCUGUUGACAAGAAUGGAGUUGCAGGAGGAGGCGAGCUUUGGAAGAAGGCGGAUACCGAGCAACAUGCGGAGGACUUCCAAAUCGAGUGGGGAAUGCGUCUGGCCGAUCUAUACUAG
Messenger RNA from Alternaria triticimaculans, 1392 nucleotides. RefSeq lists its product as uncharacterized. NCBI's taxonomy places the organism in Eukaryota, Fungi, Ascomycota, Dothideomycetes, Pleosporales, Pleosporaceae. The coding region runs from base 1 to 1392 and encodes 463 amino acids. The record is from RefSeq and is a predicted model, not a curated record. The transcript has a single exon.